Messenger RNA from Cydia strobilella, 4604 nucleotides. It is a transcript of the gene Sou, whose product is annotated as E3 ubiquitin-protein ligase RMND5A. Gene Ontology annotation, biological process: proteasome-mediated ubiquitin-dependent protein catabolic process. Gene Ontology annotation, molecular function: protein binding; ubiquitin protein ligase activity. The record is from RefSeq and is a predicted model, not a curated record. The transcript is spliced from 8 exons. The coding region runs from base 124 to 1386 and encodes 420 amino acids. Gene Ontology annotation, cellular component: GID complex; nucleus; cytoplasm. Lineage: Eukaryota; Metazoa; Arthropoda; Insecta; Lepidoptera; Tortricidae.
AUUUGACAGUGACAGCUGAUAGAGGUUCAUUGACAUGAGUGACAAGACAAAACAAAAUGUCUUUCGUGUUUUCAUUUAGCAAUAUUUAAAAUAUUACAAUGAUUCCUAGCUUCCAAUAGCUAUAUGAGUAUUUCUGCAAUUCCAUACAGUACAGGUUUUUUGGUUAAUUGUUUUGAGGUUAUCCCGGCCGCCAUGGAUUCUUGUAUCGGAGUUGAACAAGAUUUGGACAAAGCAUUAACUAAAUUCAAUGGUUUACACGAACACACAAACAAGUGCCUCGAGGAUGUUAUUAAACAGGUUGAAGAGCUGAGGAAAGAAAUAGCUAAUCAGUGCGCAAAUUCAGCAUUGUCACAAGAGCAGGUGGCAGGCGUGAGCGAGCUGGCGGCCUCCAUCAAGCAAAAUGUUGCAAAUCUCUCUACAGAUCACAGAGAGCUGCACGCGACGGUGUCCCGCGUGGGCAAGUCCAUCGACCGUCAUUUCAUCGCGGACUACGCGUCCGUGGCCCCCAAGGCCGAGAGCUUCUGUAAUGAUGCCAAUCGGCCUAUCAUGGAGCAGGCCAUAGCGCAACAUCUAUACCGACAGGGUCUAGAAGAAGCCGGCGACGCAUUCGUGGCCGCAUCCGGCUGCGGGCCGGUAGCCCGAGCGUGUACGUUCGCACUGCUGCAACGCUGCGCUGCCGCCUUGGCCGAGGGCGACCCUUCUGCUGCAUUAGAGUGGGCGGAACGCCAUUCGGCGGACUUACAGCACAGCCCGUUGCCUUUUACUCUACAUCGUAUGCAAGCCUUAAAGCUGGGCCGCGAGCAAGGCGUGGGCACGGCCAUAGAGUACGUGCGGCGCGUGUUCCCCGCGCACGCGGCGCGGCACGAGCGCGCGCUGCAGGCGGCGGUGUGCGCGCUCGCGUGGUGCGCGCCCGGCGCGCCGCCCCCGCCGCAGCAAUACCGCCACCUGCUCGACCCUAAGGCACUGGGCGCGGAGGCGGGCGAGCUGUUCGUGCGCGAGGCGUGCGCGCUGCUGCGCCUGGCGCCGCUGUCGCCGCUGGCCGGCGCCGUGCUGGCGGGCGCGCGCGUGCUGCCCGCGCUGCACGACCUGCGCGCCAAGAUGACGCAUCCGCACGUCGUGGCCGCCUGGGCCGACGAGGAGCUGCCGCUCGAGUUCAUAAACCUGCAGGUGGACCUCGGCGAGGACGGCGGCGGCUACCACUCGGUCUUCGCCUGCCCCAUACUUCGCCAGCAGGCUUCGGAACACAACCCUCCGAUGAGGCUGUUAUGCGGACAUGUCAUCUCGAGAGACGCGCUUAAUAAACUCGCCAUGGGCGUGAAGUUGAAAUGUCCGUACUGCCCGAUGGAGCAGUCCCCGUCGGAGGCUCGCCAGAUCUAUUUCUCCUGAACGCGCGUUGUCUCCAUAAUAAAGUAUGCAAACCACUCUUUAACCACUACUGUCUGCCUAUUUUACCAACCUGACAAUUGGAAGGAAUUUAUUGCGAAUUGGCGAAUUGUCAUUGUCAAGCGACAAAUGUCAGCAUGGUGAAAUAGGGGCUUGGUCACUAUUAGAAGUAGAACUCGAGGCUUACACGUCUAAAUUAGAACAACUCAAGUCAGUUUUACUGCCCGUAAGUCAAACUGAAUUAAAUGUCAUAUACUAAGGGGCCCGUUGCACCGAGCACAACUGACAGACUGAUCAACGUCACCCGGCGCGCCGCGGCAGUUUACUAUGAAACUUUCCAUACAAUAAAAUUUAGCGAACUCUUUAACGAUGACUAACAGUUUGAUGCAACCGACCCUAAGAAAAAGUGACCAAGGCCUCCAGUGCCCCAGGCUGGAAUCGAAUCAGCGUCCUCCGCCAUCGCGGCAGGCCGCGUAGCCAACAUGCCAAUCGCUUACGCUCCGUAGCGAUCGAAACGCAACUGUCACUGUCGCACUAAUAUGGAAGAGUGAUAGAGAGACACAAAGCGUUUCGUUGUCGUAGCGAUAGCGAUUGUCACCUUGGCUAGGCCGGCUGACGCCUGUGCCAUUCGGCCACCGGGCCACAGCGGCAUAGGUCGAAUUUUUCCAAGUAUAUGCACUUCUUACUGAAAGCUUAUGGCGCCCCCUGGCCAUCCCUAAGGUAGAACAGUUUAUAAUCUAUAUAGUAGUGUUUCUCAUGGAAAUAAAAACAAAUUAAAAUAUUUUCUGAAAAUAAGUCAUUGGAAAAUCUGUACCCCUAGUGUAAAUUUCAUUCGAUAGCGUGACGUGACGUACGCGUUUGCGUUAAGCGUCAUUUUGUAUGGGAUUUUGAGUUACCAAAACGUCCCGCUUGGCGCGCUGUUCAAAAUCCCAUACAAAAAUAGACAUAACGCAAACGCGAACGCACGUCACGCUAUCGAAUGAAAUUUACACUAGUUUCAUUAAAAGUAACACACGUUUCAUUAAAAAUAGCUAAAAUUGUCAGUAAAAUGGAUUGUAAUUGUGAGGCCAAAACUAACGUGUCGUUAGGGCUAUAAAAAUAAAGUGAGAUAGCUGCAAGACGCAUCGUUAUAGACAGCGAGUGCGAGUGAGACGGCCGGCCUAUGAUUUACGACUCUGCACGUUGAUUUUGGCCCCACAAUAGUCGUUUUUGUAAGACGCUUGACGGACGCCUUAUACGAGCUAACCUUUUGGCUGCCAUUUCUAUCUUAACAUCCUAAGGCCCAAUGUCCUACCUAUAGUACUUCUUCAGUUCGAUGAAAUUUAAAUCAUAUUCAAUUGGAAUUGGAAUCAUAUUUGAUUGGAUAGCUUUUGCUUUGUUUCGUUCAAUUUUCAAACAACGCAAUAUCAACUCUAUUUCCUAAACUUUAAAUUCAAAUUUCAGUGGCAAAUUUUGGAUUUUUCAUUUGUAUGGCGGGCCUUAGGUUAAAUCGCGCUGUAGCUAUAUAUGGAAUCUAGGAAAACAGUAAAAGAUGAGACUUGAAAUUAUGGAAAGGUAGCCAUACGAACGAAGAAAGUUAUCUAAAAAUAAUACACUCAUGGACAAAUUUAGAGGAACGCAAAAAAAAAAACCAGUAAUUAUACCUUUUUUUUGCGUUCCUCUAAAUUUAACCAUGAGUAUAAUAUGGCUUAAAUAUUUUUGUAAUCAAAUUAAACUUUGUAACUUAGCAGCGUACAUGUUUGUACCAAUUUAAGAUUUUUAUAAAAGAAGCAAUGGAGUUAGGCUCCAUUUGGCUAGAAAAUUAAAUUAAUAUUUUGGCACUGUCAUUUAGGGUAGCCAUGAAGUUAUAAUAUAGGCCAAAUUACGCUUGAAAAUAUUUUUAAUAUUUUUAAAUAUAAUAUUUUUAAGGCAAGAUGAUACGCAUACUCCCUGAGGGAUGAAACUUAUAUUUUAUGAAAGAAAAUAUGUUCCUGAACAUAAAUAAAUAGGGUUGCCUAAAGAAUAGUCAAGGCUAUUUUUAAUUAAUUUUUGAAAAAAAUAAAAUACAUCGACUUGCCUGACGAACGAAAUAAGUUCCAAUGGCCAACUUGAACAACAUGCAACGGCAUCCCACACCAUAGGGUUGAAAAAACAAAAAAAUCGUCACACACACACACAUACACACACUUUUCUUUCAUUCAAAGCGAUUAUUUCCGAAAAUAUUCACUUUCAAAAUUAAUAAAAUAUAGCCUAGACCAUAUUUCUUUAGGCAACUCUAUUUAUUAAUGUUCAGGAACAUAUUUUCUUUCAUAAAAUAUAAGUUUCGUCCGUCAGACGUAUCAGUGAAGGUCGGCCAUAUAUAACGUAUUUUUCGUAACGUAUCGGUUUUUAGCAAACCUUUGUUAAAAUUAGUCCCUUUCUAACAAACAGAAAUGUCAAAAUAACAGAUAAGGACAAAGUAUUAUCGUUUAUGAAUAUCGCUAGAAAUCAUUAUGGUGUAGUUUAAACUAUUGCAUGGAGUGUUUCAUAUUCAUACAAAUUAUUAUUUUAUAUUAAUACGUCCACUUAAAGUGGGUGAACAUUAACAUCAAAACACGUUGCAAUAUGGCUUCUAAUAGAUUUGCCAAAAUAAAAAGUCAUGAGAUUUUUAAAUGCCUAAAAUAACAGACAUAUAUAAUAGACAGUCAUAGACCUUUUAACCGCUGACCAUGAGUCCUUGAAUAACAAAAUGAUUAGACAUGAUUUUCCGUCGGAGUGAAUAGUAUUUUUGCGCUAUUUGUACUGUUCGUGUGGUAAAAUGAUGAAAUCAAAUUAUUAUUAUUAUACAUCGGAUCGGAUUUGUUAGUGAUUUAACUAUGAAUCGCGCCGAAACUAAAUAUGUAUAGAGAAGAUGAAUGCUUAAAGCCAAUUAAACGUUAAUAACUGAGACUAGUUUAACUGUAAGAUAUUAUACUAUGUGGUAAUAAUAGUUAUUUGUUUUUUUUUUAUUAUAUGAAAAUGAUGGUAGCAAUGAAAGCGAACAGUUUAGAAAAAUAGGUAUAUGCAAGUGUGCACUGGAUUUUAUUUGAGACGAAAUAAGGCCGAGUUUACAUUUAGCGUAUAAACAAUUUAUAAACGAUUUUUUAAAUAGACGGAUUUAAGUUUGAUAUACAGUAAGGUUGUGGAAUUAUAUCUAGACAUUUUAUUGUAAUGCAGCAAAUGUACGUAGAGAAGCGAAAAUAAAAUAUUGAUACCUACUCGAA